Messenger RNA from Cyprinodon tularosa, 2041 nucleotides. RefSeq names its product syndecan binding protein (syntenin) 2 (gene sdcbp2). Bases 160 to 1068 code for a protein of 302 amino acids. NCBI's taxonomy places the organism in Eukaryota, Metazoa, Chordata, Actinopteri, Cyprinodontiformes, Cyprinodontidae. Gene Ontology annotation, molecular function: protein binding. Gene Ontology annotation, cellular component: cytoplasm; plasma membrane. The record is from RefSeq and is a predicted model, not a curated record. The transcript has 9 exons.
CAACGCCGAGCAGGAAGCCAGCAGUGACGUCACUUUCCAGAAGUACCCCUCAGGUUUCAGAGACCGAAGAAGAAGCAGCUGAGGAAAGGAAGAGCGCGAGGCCUGCUUGGAGUCCGACGGUAUCAUCAUCAUCUUCAUCAUCAUCAUUUACGGUCCAGAAUGUCUCUGUAUCCGUCCCUGGAAGACCUGAAGGUCGACAAGGUCAUCAAGGCUCAGGCCCAGUUUGCCCAGAGCACGGCCCCGAUGCCGGCCAUCACCGAGGGAAGCUACCAGCCCCAGCCUGUUCCUGCCGGGAUGCCAGGAUCAGGUUUGUACCCGAACCUGGAGGAGCUGGGCGACUACAUGGGGCUGGCCCUCAACAGCGAUGAGGUGCAGAGGAACCUGGCGCUGGUGCCUGUGGCGGACAGUCAGGUGGCCCUCCCCUCCCUCUCAGGCGUGGGGGCGAUGAUCCGCCCCGUGACGGGGGCAGACGUGGGCAUCCAGAGGGCAGAGAUCCGUCCGGGGCUUCGGGAGGUCAUCCUCUGUAAGGACCAGGAUGGGAAGGUCGGGCUGCGGCUGAGGGCCAUCGACAACGGGCUGUUUCUGCAGCUGGUUCAGGCCAACUCUCCCGCCGCUCUGGCUGGACUGCGCUUCGGGGAUCAGGUCCUUCAGAUCAACGGUCAGAACUGUGCAGGAUGGAGCACCGACAAGGCCCACAAGGCUCUGAAAGCUGCAGCAGAGACCCGCAUUGAGAUGGUGGUGAGGGACAGGCCUUUCCAGCGCACCAUCACCAUGCACAAAGACAGCUCAGGACACGUGGGCUUCAUCUACAAGUCUGGGAAGAUCACCUCUCUGGUCAAAGACGGCUCUGCUGCCCGGAACGGCCUGCUGACCGAACAUUACAUCUGUGAGAUCAACGGUCAGAACGUCAUCGGGCUCAAGGACUCGCAGAUCAAGGACAUCCUGAACUCCUCUCCGACCACCAUGACCAUCACCAUCAUGCCCAAGUUCAUCUAUGAACACAUGAUUAAGAGGAUGUCCAGCGGUCUGCUGCGCUCCGCCAUGGAUCACUCUGUCCCUGAGGUGUGAAGACCUGGAGCGGAACAUCGUUUCUCUCCUCCAUCGUUUCUCUCCAUAGCAACAGACCUCCAGCCUCACGUUGCGAUCAUCCUUUCCUUUAUUACAUGUAACAUAUCGUUAAAAACCUUUUUCUACUUUCUACAUUUUAUCUGUUUUCAUCUGUAGUGUCUGAAUGUUUCCUUAGUCUGAUAAGAAGUAGGUUUGAUCUUUUUCUUCAGGAUUAGGACCAGUAAGUGUUUCUUGGUUAGUUAAUUAAUCCCAUCAUGAGUCCAGAGCUUCCUCGCUGACAUCCAGCCGCUGACAUUUCCUCCUUUUUCUAAAAUGCUGUAAAAGUUGAUUGGAAGCCGUUCGGAUUCAGACGGCGUCUCCUUCAGCGGGGCCAGUAGGAGCCAUUUCACUGACAUGUCCUCCUGUUUGCUGAAGUCGGCAUGUUUUCAUUCGCUGUCCCUAAAUUCAGAGCGUUGCAGUUUCCCGCGUCGUCCAGCAGAUGGCGACCUAUGGCAGCCAGUUAGCAGGCGCCGCAUGGCUGACGGCAUGUGAUGGAGAGUCUGGGGGGCCUGUUCUACGCUCUGCUGUUUCAAUAACCUGAACAGCUUUCAUGUUGUUGCUGGUAUUAUUUCAGAGGCGGGGCCUGAGCUGGCCCCGCCCACUAAGUGCACUUUCCAUCACCUUGAAAGAGGUCGUUUCUCCUGGAUCCAUUUCAGCCUGUAUCCUCUGUGGUGCCUCAGAGAACAAAUCCUGUAAAACUAAAAUGUAGUCCUUUAGAUUACCCCCCCGCCACGCCCCGCCCCGCCCCCCCACACACAUGUUCAUCCACACAUUUCUCCUUUUAUUGCUGUUCUUUUUUAGAUGCAUGUACUCUUUUGUCGAAAUGCAAUCGGAUUAAAUAAUGCUGUCAUUCUGUAAAAAAAAAAAGAAAAGAAAACAAUAAACAAAAAUCUUAAAGUUUAUAUACGAAUGUAACCGAGAUGAUAUUGUAAAG